AUGACGGACUUUGGGGAAAUCCUAAAACACGUUGGGGAAUUUGGACGCUUUCAGAAACGUUUGGUGUUUAUACUUUGUUUCCUUAGUUUUUUCAAUACCUUCCAUUUAUUUGGGCAGGUGUUUAUGGGAAUAUCCGUGCCUCACCACUGCAAUACCGACUGGAUACUGGAGAAAGCCCCAAACCUUACUGAGGACGUGCAGCUGAAUUUAACCAUCCCACGUAAUUCACAUGGGUCGUAUGAGCAAUGCCUGAUGUACACUCCAGAGGAUUGGGACAUUGAAUUAAUUGAAAGAUAUGGACUGAACGUCACAGGUGUCUGUCAGAAUGGAUGGGUGUAUGAUACGUCACAGCAAAAGUUAACACUGGUCACCGAGUUCAACCUGGUUUGUAACAGAAAAGAACAAAUAGACAUAUCUCAAUCCAUUUUCAUGCUGGGGCUUCUCAUUGGAUCUAUUAUUUUUGGUCCCUUAGGAGACAGGAUUGGAAGACGGCCUGUUAUAUUAAUCUCAAUGUUGUUGAUGUUUGUGUUCGGAGUUGGAGCAGCAUUUGUUACAGAGUUUUACGUCUUUACAGUGCUGCGAUGUGUUGUGGGAAUUGCUAUGUCAGGGAUCCUGAUUAACAAUCUUGUACUAGUUGCGGAGUGGGUGGGAUCAUCCCAUCGCGCAUACGCCACAAUCACCGGCCAUGUUUUUUAUGCAGUAGGGCAGAUGGGUUUGGCUGGGCUUGCUUAUGGCAUCAGGAAUUGGAGAUUGCUGCAGAUAAUUUGCUCAGCACCCACUGGGUUAUUGUUUUUCUACAUUUGGGUUCUCCCAGAAUCACCUAGGUGGCUUUUAACUAAAGGAAAAUAUGAACAUGCUAAAAACCUCCUCCAAAAAGCUGCAAGUUUCAAUAAGCAGAAGUUACCAGAAGAUUUACUAUCACAGCUAAAAGAAGACAAACGGACCAAAUCUGGAUCUAUGCUAGAUCUUUUCAGGAAGCCAAACCUCAGGAAAAUAACGCUUGUUAUGAGUUUUGUGUGGUUUGUAAACAGCCUGGUGUAUUACGGUCUGAGUCUGAAUGUUGGGAGCUUCGGGCUGGACAUCUAUCUCACCCAGCUCAUAUUUGGAGCAGUAGAAAUUCCUGCCCGACUUGGAUCCAUGUUCAUAGUGCAGUUCUUUGGACGGAAACUGAGUCAAUCUAUGUGUCUCUUAGUGGGCGGGAUAGUCUGCCUUAUUAUUACUGCCAUUCCAAAGACGUUACCUGUUGUAAUCACAGUGCUGGCAGUUACUGGGAAAUUUGCAAUUGCAGCCUCAUUUUCUAUUUGUUAUAUCUAUGCAGCGGAGUUAUUUCCCACAGUCAUCAGGCAGAAUGGAGUGGGCCUUUGCUCUAUGACCGCCCGUGUAGCUGGGAUAAUUGCUCCGCUCAUUAGUCUCUUGGAUACGUAUAACCCUGCUAUAUCAAUGGGCAUUUAUGGCAGUGGCCCUGUCAUCGGAGGUCUCCUCUGCUUCUUCUUACCAGAGACACGGAACAUGGACCUUCAGGACCAUACAGAUGAAGCAAAUGGUAUUCCAAGGUCUCUUGACAUACCAGAGGAACAUUUUAUUAAUGAAAAUCAUCACAAACAUGAACUGGAUCCAAAAGAAUCACAAACAUCAACUCGCUUUUAAGAACUUUGAGUACAUACUGUAUGUUUGGAUAAAUUGGAGAACUUGUUUUCACAAACUGUUCUGUUUUCCUCACAAUAAUGC
Molecule: messenger RNA, 1728 nt
Organism: Pseudophryne corroboree (corroboree frog)
Lineage: Eukaryota; Metazoa; Chordata; Amphibia; Anura; Myobatrachidae
Product: solute carrier family 22 member 13-like
Exons: 10
Coding region: 1-1647 (548 amino acids)
Biological process (GO): transmembrane transport
Cellular component (GO): membrane
Molecular function (GO): transmembrane transporter activity
Source: RefSeq, a predicted model, not a curated record